GUUGAACAGGUCAAGGACAACUGAUCAACUUUUAGCAAGUCGCUCAUCACAUUCAUACCAAACAAUGUCGCGACCAGAGCACCAGGCACCACCAGAAAUCGUCUAUGGAGGAGAGGAGGCUGCGAAAUAUACCGGAAACUCCCGCAUCGCAGCGAUCCAGGCAGAGAUGGCAAGUCGUGCUGUCGAACUGUUGAACCUGCCAGAGGGUUAUUCUGGAUACAUUCUCGACGUCGGCUGUGGAUCAGGACUCAGCGGAGAGGUUCUGGACGAGGAAGGCCAUGUCUGGGUUGGAUUUGAUAUUGCGCCUGCCAUGUUGGAGGUUGCUCUAGACCAGGAGGCGACUGGCGAUCUUUUUCUUCAGGAUGCCGGGCAGGGAAUGGCGUUCCGUCCUGGCACCUUUGACGGCUGUAUCUCCAUCUCUGUGCUGCAGUGGUUGUGCAAUGCGGACAAGACUUCUCACCACCCCAAGGCUCGCUUGACUCGCUUUUUCUCGACGCUCUACUCUUCUCUGAGGCGUGGUGCUCGUGCCAUUUUCCAGUUCUACCCUGAGAACGAUGACCAGGUCCAAUUGAUCAUGGGAUGUGCUGUCCGCUGUGGCUUCGAAGGAGGAUUGGUGGUUGACUACCCUAACUCGAAGAAGGCAAAGAAGUUCUAUCUGUGCUUGUUUGCGGGUCAGGAGAUCAAUGGCAUCAAGCAACAGCUCCCUGCUGCAUUGGGAGAGGACGAGGAAGGGGAGCCUGAGGAGACCGGCGUUCAAUAUACCUCGAAGAAAAGAAACGAUUCUCGCAUGCGAUCCAGCAAACGCAAGCCUCUUAAGGACAAGAACUGGGUCUUGAAGAAAAAGGGACAGUUGCGUGCAAGAGGAGACAAGACAGCGAGCGAUUCCAAAUUUACUGCCCGCAAGCGUCGUCCAAAGUUCUAAGUCAUGAACAGCGGUCGGUAGUCCCCCUUCAUUUUUGCUGCAUCAAUCGCUCCCUAAUGCUUCAUAUCGCAUUCCCCCCGCACGCACUCAUCAUGUAAUUUUAUCACACAUAAACCAUAAACGAAGGCAUUCUGCAUCUCUACGAUGCUUGUAAACCAGA
Molecule: messenger RNA, 1082 nt
Organism: Gamsiella multidivaricata
Lineage: Eukaryota; Fungi; Mortierellomycota; Mortierellomycetes; Mortierellales; Mortierellaceae
Product: S-adenosyl-L-methionine-dependent methyltransferase
Exons: 4
Coding region: 65-922 (285 amino acids)
Biological process (GO): rRNA (guanine-N7)-methylation
Cellular component (GO): nucleolus
Molecular function (GO): rRNA (guanine) methyltransferase activity
Source: RefSeq, a predicted model, not a curated record